This is a messenger RNA of Drosophila willistoni, 3894 nucleotides long. It is a transcript of the gene pic, whose product is annotated as DNA damage-binding protein 1. The record is from RefSeq and is a predicted model, not a curated record. The coding region runs from base 138 to 3560 and encodes 1140 amino acids. NCBI's taxonomy places the organism in Eukaryota, Metazoa, Arthropoda, Insecta, Diptera, Drosophilidae. Gene Ontology annotation, cellular component: site of double-strand break; nucleus. The transcript is spliced from 6 exons. Gene Ontology annotation, biological process: proteasome-mediated ubiquitin-dependent protein catabolic process; DNA repair. Gene Ontology annotation, molecular function: nucleic acid binding; protein binding.
CUAUGGUAACACUUUGCCGACUGAGGAUGGCAACACUGGUCAAUAUAAGCGAAUGAAUUCGGCGUCUUAAACCAAUUUUUAAAUUAUAAAUCGUGUUUUUUUUUCAAGUCGUCGGCCAUUAGGAAUCAUCCAAUAAGAUGUCGCAUCAUUAUGUUGUGACAGCCCAAAAACCUACAGCGGUAGUGGCCUGCCUGACCGGCAACUUCACGUCACCCACCGAUCUAAACUUAAUUAUUGCACGAAAUAAUCAGGUGGAGAUCGGUAUAGUUACGCCGGAAGGACUGCGUCCGCUUAAGGAGAUUAACAUAAACGGCACAAUUGCGGUAAUGAAGCAUUUCCGUCCACCAGAUAGCAACAAGGAUCUGCUCUUCAUAUUGACACGUCGUUACAAUGUUAUGAUACUAGAGGCCCGGAUGGUCGGCGACACCAUAACCGUGAUUACCAAGGCCAAUGGCAAUGUAUCCGACUCGGUGGGGAUACCCUCAGAGGGUGGAGUUAUAGCUGCAAUUGAUCCCAAGGCUAGAGUAAUCGGUAUGUGCCUAUAUCAGGGACUAUUUACCAUUAUACCAAUGGAGAAAGAUGCCAGCGAGCUGAAGGCCACCAAUUUGCGGAUGGAUGAACUAAUGGUCUAUGAUGUGGAAUUCUUGCAUGGUUGCCUUAAUCCAACAGUUAUAGUUAUACAUAAAGAUAACGAUGGACGCCAUGUCAAGUCACAUGAGAUUAAUUUGCGGGAUAAGGAAUUCAUGAAAAUUGCUUGGAAACAGGAUAAUGUAGAGACCGAGGCCACAAUGCUUAUACCCGUGCCAUCGCCCAUUGGUGGAGUCAUUGUAAUCGGACGCGAGUCGAUUGUGUAUCACGAUGGGAGCAAUUAUCAUGCCGUGGCUCCAUUAACCUUUCGUCAAAGCACUAUUAAUUGCUAUGCCCGUGUGGAUAGCAAGGGACUGCGAUAUCUUCUUGGCAACAUGCACGGUCAGCUGUAUAUGUUAUUUUUGGGCACAUCGGAGAGCAGUAAGGGUAUUACUGUCAAGGAUAUCAAAGUGGAGCAACUGGGUGAAAUUUCUAUACCAGAGUGUAUUACCUAUUUGGAUAAUGGUUUCCUAUAUAUUGGAGCUCGGCAUGGUGACUCUCAACUGGUGCGGCUCAGUUCUGAGGCCAUUGAAGGCUCCUACGUUAUUCCUGUAGAGAAUUUCACCAACUUGGCUCCCAUUCUGGAUAUAGCAGUCGUUGAUUUGGAUCGUCAAGGUCAGGGCCAGAUUAUAACCUGCUCGGGAAGCUUCAAGGAUGGCUCAUUGCGUAUUAUACGUAUCGGUAUUGGCAUCCAGGAGCAUGCUUGCAUUGAUUUACCUGGCAUUAAGGGCAUGUGGUCCCUGAAAGUGGGCACCGAUGAUAGCCCGUAUGAGAACACAUUGGUCUUGGCCUUUGUCGGUCAUACAAGAAUCCUAACGCUUUCUGGUGAGGAAGUAGAAGAGACCGAAAUACCUGGAUUUGCCAGUGAUUUGCAAACCUUUCUCUGCGCUAAUGUGGAGCAUGAUCAGCUUAUCCAAGUCACCUCGGAUAGUGUGCGCUUAGUAAAGAGUUCUUCAAAGUCUCUGGUAGCCGAAUGGCGACCAGAAGGCGAUCGCUCCAUAGGAGUCGUCUCUUGCAAUGGAACGCAAAUUGUUGUGGCAUCGGCUCGGGACAUUUUCUACAUUGUCAUUGAGGAUGGAAAUCUGCAGGAGAAAUGCCGCAAAACAUUGGCCUAUGAGGUUGCUUGUCUGGAUAUCACACCGCUGGAUGAAAAACAAAACAAAUCCGAACUGGUGGCUGUGGGCCUGUGGACAGACAUUUCGGCUGUAAUGCUGUCACUGCCCAGCUUAGACACGAUCUACACAGAGAAGCUAAGCGGCGAAAUAAUUCCACGCUCCAUUUUAAUGACCACCUUUGAGGGGAUUCAUUAUUUACUCUGCGCUUUGGGUGAUGGUUCCAUGUACUAUUUCAUUAUGGAUCCCAUUACUGGACAACUGACUGACAAGAAAAAGGUCACCUUGGGUACUCAGCCGACUACAUUGCGUACUUUCCGAUCGUUUGCCACGACCAAUGUGUUCGCCUGCUCGGAUCGGCCGACAGUGAUCUACUCAUCGAAUCAUAAGCUCGUUUUCUCCAAUGUCAAUCUCAAGGAGGUCAAUCACAUGUGCUCCUUGAAUGCUCAAGCCUAUCCAGAUAGCUUGGCACUGGCCACCAAAAACUCGGUCAUUUUGGGCACCAUCGAUGAGAUUCAAAAGUUGCAUAUACGCACUGUUCCUCUGGGUGAAGGACCACGUCGUAUUGCCUAUCAGGAGGCAUCGCAAACAUUUGCCGUUUCUACACUUCGCAUCGAUGUACAUGGACGUGGUGGACCCAAGCCGUUGCGGAGUAGUGCCUCAACUCGAGCACAGAAUAUCACUUGCAGUUCGAAUAUCUUGCCCAAGCCCGGUGGUGGAAAUUCCACGGCUGCCAAUGCAGAGGUGGGCCAGGAGAUCGAUGUUCACAAUUUGCUAGUGAUUGACCAGAAUACGUUCGAAGUGUUGCAUGCCCAUCAGUUUGUAUCUCCUGAAACAAUAUCGGCAUUAAUGUCAGCCAAGCUGGGCGAUGAUCCGAAUACUUACUAUGUGGUGGCCACAUCACUGGUUAUUCCCGAUGAACCUGAGCCGAAAGUGGGUCGCAUCAUCAUUUUUCACUAUCACGAUAACAAGCUCACCCAGGUGGCUGAGACCAAAGUGGAUGGCACUUGUUAUGCACUGGUUGAGUUCAAUGGUAAAGUCCUGGCCGGAAUUGGUAGCUUUGUACGACUCUACGAGUGGACCAAUGAGAAGGAACUGCGCAUGGAGUGCAACAUACAGAAUAUGAUUGCCGCAUUGUACUUGAAGGCCAAGGGCGAUUUUAUUUUGGUUGGCGAUCUAAUGCGUUCAAUAACGCUUCUGCAGCACAAACAAAUGGAAGGUAUAUUCGUGGAGAUAGCGAGGGAUUGUGAACCCAAAUGGAUGCGGGCCGUUGAGAUACUGGAUGACGAUACUUUCCUGGGCUCUGAGACAAAUGGCAAUUUGUUUGUCUGUCAAAAAGACAGUGCUGCUACCACAGACGAGGAACGACAAUUGCUGCCAGAGUUGGCGCGGUUCCAUUUGGGUGACACGGUCAACGUUUUCCGCCACGGUUCUUUGGUAAUGCAGAACGUAGGCGAACGCACCACGCCCAUUAAUGGCUGUGUACUUUAUGGCACCUGUAAUGGAGCUAUUGGCAUUGUUACUCAAAUACCACAGGACUUUUAUGACUUUUUACAUGGGCUCGAGGAGCGUUUGAAGAAAAUAAUUAAAUCGGUGGGCAAAAUCGAGCAUACUUACUAUCGUAAUUUCCAAAUCAAUACCAAAGUAGAGCCAAGUGAAGGUUUUAUUGAUGGCGAUCUAAUUGAGAGCUUUUUGGACUUGAGUCGCGACAAAAUGCGUGAAGCUGUCUUGGGACUUGAGCUAACCUUGUAUGGUGAACGCAAAAGUGCCGAUGUCGAGGAUGUCAUCAAGAUUGUCGAGGAUUUGACGCGAAUGCAUUGAAGUGAUCAUGAUUUUUGUUUUGCUUUAAUUUUAUGUAUAUAGGUAUAUGAAACGAAAACCGAUAAAACACACACACACAAAAUGUAUGUUUAGGUGUGGACUAAAACAUUGAUACCAUGUAUCCCCUGUGUAAUCCUGUAACAAAACAAAAAAAAAAAGAAAAAAAAAUUAAGGAAAACUCUUUUGAAUUCGUUUCGCACGCGAUUUUCUCGUUAAUGUGUUUGUUUUGCUCUCAAUGGACAUUGAUUAUAUAGAAAUUAUUAUAUGGUUUAUAUGCGCCCUUUCAAAGUUGCGCAAGUCAUGCAUUAUUUGAAUAAAAAUCUUAAAAUUUGAA